Molecule: messenger RNA, 1783 nt
Organism: Aricia agestis (brown argus)
Lineage: Eukaryota; Metazoa; Arthropoda; Insecta; Lepidoptera; Lycaenidae
Gene: SmydA-5
Product: SET domain-containing protein SmydA-8
Exons: 6
Coding region: 164-1729 (521 amino acids)
Molecular function (GO): protein binding
Source: RefSeq, a predicted model, not a curated record
AGUCAGAAUGCCGGCAGUCUGAAAUAACCAUGCUCCCGCGCACAUGUUUUUGUUGAGUUGGAAGGAAAAUCACAAUUAUUGUAAAAGUGGCGUCAUGAGUAUUAAAUGAGUUGAAAAUUGAAAUAAGAUUUUUUGGUGAAAACUGAAAGCAGGCCUUAGUAGAAUGGGCCCAGUUACUAAUUUGCCAUACAAGGUAGAACACUCCGACGACUUCGGCCGCUACUUAUCAGCGGCCAGGGACCUGAAUCCUGGAGAUGUGGUCCUGACUGAGAGCCCGCUGGUCUUCGGGCCCAAAGGCAUGCCGGAUCCGGAGGCGUCCAUGCCCUGUGUGGGAUGCUACAAGCCUGUGUUCACGGACGUGGGAGAGAGAUGUGCCAGAUGCGGUUGGCCAAUCUGCUCCGGCAGCUGCGCCGGACUCAAAGACCCGCUACACCACGCUCGAGAGUGCGACGUGUUGAGCGCGCGCCCUGACUGCGUGCUCGACAAUAUGGCCGACUACUACAGGCACGAUGCCCUGCUUCCACUUCGGUGCCUGCUGCUGCAGAAGUCGGAGCCGGAGAAGUGGCAGAAGCUGAUGGAGCUGCAGUCGCACAUGGAGUGCAGACUACCGGGCACUGAAGCAUAUGAUGAGGCUAAUGAAUUUAUAGUGGAGUACUUAAUCAACAACUUCAUUGAAAAACUCAGCCAAGAAACAAGAAACAAAUACUUCACAGACACUUCUAAGGGCAUUCUACAUAAAAUAUGUGGUAUCAUGGACACCAAUGCACUAGAAAUACGCCUACCCUCUGGAUCAGAACUUAACUCUUUAUUUUCUGAGACGAGUUUGCUAGAACAUAGCUGUGUGCCAAAUACUAAGCAUACGUUCAACGUGUCCACAAAGAAUAAAAAUGAACUCUACAAUAUAACAGUUAAAGCUGUUCUGCCUAUCCAAAGUGGACAGCAUAUAAAGACUAUGUACAGUCAUGCCUUAUGGGGUACACUAGCUAGGAGGCAGCAUUUGAAAGACACGAAAUAUUUCUCGUGUAAAUGUGAAAGAUGCAGCGACCCGACAGAAUUGGGGACGUACUUGAGUGCUAUGAGAUGCAUCGGUGAUGAAAACGGACCUUGCGCUGGGAUCCAUCUGCCAGAAGAUCCACUGGACGAUGAAACCGAUUGGGCAUGUAGCAUGUGUCCCAUUAAAGUCGGUAACUCUCAAGUCAGUAUGCUGAUAUCUCAGAUGCAGGACGAAGUAGAUAAUGUACAGAUGAUGGGUAACUCAGUUACUAUACUAGAGAAUCUUAUGUGCCGUCUUUCCACUUUUCUACAUCCGAACCAUUAUCACUUGUACUCAAUCAAACAUUCGCUGGUACAACUUUACGGGAGGCAACCCAGCUAUAUGUCUGACGAAACUUUGGACAAGAAAAUCAAAAUGUGCGAAGAUCUGAUAAAUAUAACUAAUACUUUAGAUCCAGGCAAUGCCAGACUUAGCUUGUAUAGUGCUGUACUUCAUCAUGAACUACAUUCAGCUUUAGUUUUGAAAGCAAAAAAGGCUAACAAGGAGGGACUUCCUAAAUCAUUAGAAGAUAUUAAGCCUUUAGCAGAGAAAGCAAAUGAAGCAAUCAAAGCAGCUCUUGCAGCCCUUGUUGACGAUAAAGAUGAAACCUCUGGACAGAAAUUGUACGGUGUUAUAGAAGAUAGUAAGAGGAGCUUCGACAGAUACUGCACGGAGAAGAAAAUAACUUUUGAUUAAACAAUAACUUUAUUUUUGCUACUAAUAAAUUACUUAAAAUUAUUAUCACAGUCA